GUCACGUCGGAGGCCAUCACAGACCAGCUCAGGCAGCUCGCUUGGGAUCUCCAGCAGCAGGUGACCGCCCCGAAGGCAGCCCAAAACGCUGCUCUGGACCAGCUGCAUAUUAUCGCAGAGCUGCAGCGAAAACAGUACAUCGUGCGGCACGAAGCUUACGCACAGCAGGCAAGUAUGGAUCAGGAAUACCAGCAGGAGGAGGUGCGCGGAAAAGAGUACCAUCCGCAGAUGAAGCACGAGUGGCAGAACACUAUGGACGCGAGGCAGCAUAUCGAAGGUCAGAUGGCGAUGCCGGCGGCGCACAAUUUACUUGGACCCCCUGACCGUCAAGGCCCAGUUCAGGUCCCGAUGGUAGCGAGCCAGCAAGUGGAUGCAGCCACGGAGCUCAUCGAGCAGCAGCUUCUUCAGCAGCAGCAAGGCAUCAGGCUGAGUAGUUACGCCCCAAAGCUGGUAGUUGGCAGUGCAGGUACUCAGGCUCCCGAGUCCCAACUCAGACAUGAGUCCAAGUGGGAGCAGCACCAGGAGUAUUUGCAGCACGAGGAGGAAAGCACAUAG
Molecule: messenger RNA, 555 nt
Organism: Prorocentrum cordatum
Lineage: Eukaryota; Dinophyceae; Prorocentrales; Prorocentraceae
Source: the annotation of a GenBank genome assembly